This is a messenger RNA of Seminavis robusta, 1797 nucleotides long. The record is from the annotation of a GenBank genome assembly. NCBI's taxonomy places the organism in Eukaryota, Bacillariophyta, Bacillariophyceae, Naviculales, Naviculaceae.
ACGUCACGGACGAAGGCCAGGCAGAGCUUCGGCAGCACCACCAAAAGCACUCGUGAGAAAUCGACCCACCGCUCAGAACAAAACAGCCUGAAGGAACAGCAUCGUCUCUUUGCCAGUAGACUGGCAAAGUUUGUUUCCUUUCUCUCUCUCCUUCCUUCUACUUCUAUCUAUCAGCUACUUGACUUAGUAGUUGAAUAAAAAUUACAAAACAAUGGGCCGAACAUCGCGGUACAAGAAAAUCAAGUCAUGCGAUCCCUUUUCCAAAACUGGUGGAUCGGUCGGCAAUGCCAAAUCGGCGGCGUACAUUUGGGGCACCGGCGACAAUGGAAGUGGCAAGCCCAAACGCAAAAGCAAGACAGCACUGCGACUGCAACAACAAAAAAUGGCCCGCAAAUUACGAAAAUUCAAAGACAAGGGAUUGCAACAAAAGAAACGAGACGAAUGGAUAUUGUCAUCAUCACAACAAGGACAAAUGAAUCGACCACCAUCGGACGACGAGGAUGAAUUCGAUAUGAACGAUUUGCAAGGCAGUGUCCGUACUGCGCGACUGGAGGAUACGCUAAGCAGCAAAGGCGAAGAAUCCAUGGAAACUCUUUCGGGUGUCACCAGAGUAGUCAAUAAUCCAUUGGACGAAAUGAAAGAGGCCGAAAAGUUGCUCAAACAGCACGCUACUACAACCGACCAACAAAAACAGUAUGAAGGACGACGCGAAGGAGAAUCCAAAAAUGCCUUUAGCAAACGCGUCAAGGCAGAAACACGACAAAUCAUCAAGCAACAGACACUCGACACGUUGAAUCCCGAAAAGAAGAAACGAAAAAAGGAAUUUCUAAACAAUAAAAAGAAACGAAAGAAACGAAAACAACAACAACAGCAACAACAAUCCUUCGACAAUGAUAAUGAUCAUGACGAUCAUGACAUACAACGAGAGGAUCACAUUCCCUUUGGACAUCAAGUGGAACGACCACCCACGUUUCAAUCGCUGCCACGAGGAGCCACCACCAAAAAGAAGGCACACAACAACAAAGACAACAACAAAAACGCGUUGAAUGUCAAGGCGGAACAAGCCAAUCUGGAACAAAUGAGACUCCAAGUACAGGAACAAUAUGCCGCUAUUAAAGCCAGGCGCAAGCGAGGUGGAGAUUUUCAUUUGUAGAACAAAUAGACAAGAAGCAGCCAACAAGCAACCGAAUCAAUCUCCCUUCCUCGUUAGGUUGGACUUGCAGCAGCGAGCUUGGUAUACUAUUAUAGCUCUUCUUGACCAACUACUAACUAAUAAAGUAACAGGCUACUACAUAAAUCAGUAGCCAAGUGACCAAAUGGGAGAGAUCAUGAUUGAUUACAUAGUUCAGGAAACGGUGGACUGCUCUCCAAAGGAGCAGAGUCUUGCCUGUGAAGCAGUUGGAAAGCCAGGAGAACGUACCUACCAGUACUAGCUAAUAGUAGUACGGUUGUUGGCUAGACAAAACGGCAGGCAAUACUGAUCAUCCAUUUCUAGCUAGCUAGCUAGGUAUCCAAUGAAGUACCGUACCGGUACCGUAGAGUGUAAGCAAAGCCAUGUACGAGAUGCAGCGCACCUCAACAUGCAGAGUUCUUCUCCUCUGGCGUGUGCCGUUCCAUACCGGUAACACUUUGUUGACGACCGAGCUGCUUGCUUCCCAUGGCCCCUCCCUAACAACUCUUUCACGAGAAGGUUGGGUUGUGGUUGCCAAACAAGGGAACCAAUCCUCCAAGCUAGCUUCUCCAGCUAGCUAGCUAGAUGUAGCUAGUAGACUACUAGCUAGCUAGCUAGUACAGUAG